Messenger RNA from Pyrus x bretschneideri (Chinese white pear), 2193 nucleotides. RefSeq lists its product as uncharacterized. The transcript has 4 exons. The record is from RefSeq and is a predicted model, not a curated record. NCBI's taxonomy places the organism in Eukaryota, Viridiplantae, Streptophyta, Magnoliopsida, Rosales, Rosaceae. Bases 245 to 2110 code for a protein of 621 amino acids.
AAAGCUUUAGAAAAUUAUAGCUGUCACUGUGACCCAAUAAAGAAAGACCACCGUUCUUUUAUUUCCCAAAAAGCGAAUUCAUAAAUUCAUACAUUUUCAUCACAUGAAACCAUUCAAGAAGCUGACAUCCGUCGUCGGUCGUCUUGUAACUUUUUGGCUUUCUGAUACAGACGACUAAAGGUCAUCAAUUUUUGAGUUCGAUUGAUAUCUGGUUGGAUCAUCGUAUCAUUAUUACCGGCGCAAGAUGAAGUUGUCGCCGUGGCUGGGUGGGGGAACAAGGAGGUUUCACGUGAAGGUGAGCCAAUUGAAGCUGCAAGGGUUUAAUUUUGAGAAGGAGAAAGAUAGAGUUGGUGUGAUUGAGGUGAAAUGGAAAGGGUAUAAGCCUGGAGGGCCUGGAGUUUUGGUUCCAUUCUACGGAAGAAGUUCGUCGAGGCAUCUGAGAAACUACACCAGCCAUAGAUUUUUGAGUCGUCAAGUCAUUGAAUGGGAUGACGAAUUUCAGAACCUCUGUAAUUUUGGGUUGAAGCAUGGUGGUAACUUUAGUCCUUGGGAUUUGACUUUUACCCUGUUACACGGAGAGAGUACAGAACAGAAGAGUAAUAUGGCGGUUUUCGGGACGGUUUCGUUGAAUCUGGCAGAAUUGGCAUCGACAAUGGAGUCUCAGAUUCGGAGGAAGCUCUCUGUUACUUUGAAAAUGGAGGGGACGACCGCCUGCGAAGCUACCCUUUUGGUUUGUCUAAGCUUUGCUGAGGUCAGAAACUCGCAUGGCUCGGUAGGACUCGGUCAAGACUUGGCCGAGUCAGACAAGGGGAAGUUGACUCGAAGGGUAAGCUACUUCAGGAGCUUUAGAAAGUCAAGCAAUGAGAGGAAGAGUCGUGGGGACCGAGUCACGAGUGACUGGCACGAGUCAUUCUUGCCUGACUCAGAAGGGUCCCCGGGGAACGGACUCAUAUCCAGUGAUGUCAAUGCAGACUUGAAUUCAAGGGGUGAGUCGGGAUCGUUCCCGAGUCACGAGACUCAGUUUGACUCGAGGGAGAAGAGCUGGUUCUUGAGGAAGAGGAAGUGGUUGAAUGGUAGACCGCCUAGGAGAAAAGUGGAGCCCUUUGUCGAGAAGACCAGUAGGGCUGUUGACAAUAUUCUCACCGAUUCUGUAAAGGAAUCAAAUAGUACUGCUGAAUAUUCUUCACAAUCAGAUCAUGUACUUGGAAAUUGCACCACAAGUAGAUGGGAAGAAAAGGAAGUAGAAAGCAGAGAUGGGCAAGCAAAGCUCACGACCAAUGUGUUCUUUGCCUCCUUUGAUCAACGGAGUGAAAAGGCCGCCGGAGAGAGUGCCUGCACAGCGCUAGUUGCGGUUAUUGCGCACUGGCUGCAUUUGCAUCAACACUUGAUGCCUACAAGAUCCAAAUUCGACAGCCUCAUCACACAAGGUUCCUCAGAGUGGCAAAAACUCUGCAGCAACGAGACCUACAUAAACUUAUUUCCCAACAAACACUUCGACCUUGAAACAGUUUUGGAAGCUGAUCUUAGACCUCUCGAUGUCUCGCCUGAGAAAUCCUUUAUCGGAUUCUUCAGCCCCGAGAAGUUCGAGAGCUUGAAGGGACUCAUGUCGUUUGAUGACAUAUGGAAUGAAAUAAAUAAAAACACAAAGUCUUACGAACCGAGGAUAUACAUAGUAAGUUGGAACGACCACUUUUUCGUUCUGAAGAUUGAAGCCGAUGCAUACUAUAUCAUUGACUCUUUGGGUGAGAGGCUCUUUGAGGGGUGUAACCAGGCAUACAUACUAAAAUUCGACGAUUCGAGCAUCAUGCAUGGGAAAACAAAGAAAGUAGAGGAUGAUUCAGAGGAAAGAUUAGAAGUAAUAUGCAGUGGAAAAGAGUGCUGUAGACAGUUCAUUAAAAGAUUUCUUGCGGCAAUACCACUUAAGGAGCUUGAGGAGGAAGAGAAAAAGAGUGCAGCUUCUAUUUUACCUCUACACCGGCAUUUGCAGAUCGAGUUCCACUACACCUCCUCCUCCUCCUCGUCAUCUUCAUCAUCGUCAUCAUCGUUGUCCACCUCCGCCUCCUCUUUGUCGACAUCUUCGACUUCUUCCACUUACUCUCUUCUCAGGUGAAGAGUGACUAGAAAUCAAGUAGCUGAAUUGUACAGAAGGGUUUGAUUCCUUCACAUUUUCUGACAUAUUGAAACUAGGUAGAA